AUGAUUCAAUUAAAUAAGAUAAUUUUAGCCAAUAAUUCAAUGGGACUCAUCCUUUGUCAUGAUAGUCAUUCUAAAAAUAAGAAACUGUCUUUUGCUCAAGAACAUGGAGAAUAAUUAAAUAGAUAAAGCUAGAGAUAACAAUUAGACCUUCCAUAUAGACACUAUAUAAAUAAAAGUAACUACAUAGCAAGUGCUUUACCUCAUGCACCUUGCAAAUUUGAUGUCAAGAGAGGUGUAAAACUAAUGUAAGGAAUUGGUAAUAAUAUAUAUAAUACAUUAGGUCACAGCUCAAUAAUGUAGAGAAGAUUCUUAGAAAAAAUAAAUUUGAAUACCUCUUACUUUCACUCUAAAGCACUAAUAAUCGUAAAUCCAUAAUGA
Molecule: messenger RNA, 378 nt
Organism: Paramecium sonneborni
Lineage: Eukaryota; Ciliophora; Oligohymenophorea; Peniculida; Parameciidae
Source: the annotation of a GenBank genome assembly